GCCCAUAUAGGGGGCGCUCUGGCCGUCUCCGUUCUCUCGCUGGUUUCGAUGGUCUCUGUGGUGUUUCCGGGUAGUGGGAUUGGUUGUUGUCGCUGAGCCCCGGGGUUUGGUUGUACGGUUGGCAGCUGAGGAGGCCACGGAGCCGGCACAAUGGGGAAGAGAGAUAACCGAGUGGCAUACAUAAACCCUAUUGCCAUGGCUCGGGCCAGGGGUCCUGCAUCAUCUGGAGGUCCCACUAUACAGGAUUAUCUUAGCAGGCCAAGACCUACUUGGGAAGAAGUUAAAGAACAAUUGGAAAAGAAGAAGAAAGGCUCUCGAGCACUGGCCGAAUUUGAGGAAAAGAUGAAUGAGAGCUGGAGAAAAGAGCUGGAAAAACAAAGGGAGAAGAUUAUCUCUGGCAAUGAGAUUUCCUCAAAAAAGAGAGAGAAAAGAAAAAAGCAAAAGAAGAAAUCUGGUGGGUUAUCUUCACCACCUUCUUCAUCAUCAUCUUCUGAUUCUCCCAGCAGUUCGGAGGAAUCUGAGAAUGAGAGCAAAAAAAGGCAAACAAAAAGAAAGAAGAAGAAAAAGUAUUCCCGUAAAUCAGACAGUAUUUCUGAUUCUGGCUCAGAAAGCAAGGACAGUGUGAAGAAGAAGAAAUCCAAAGAUGACCAAGAAAAAGACAAGGACACCAAAAUCAGAAAAAGAAAAAGGGAAGAUGACGACCACAGACAUUCAUCAUCUCAGUCUGGUUCUGAUACAGAGGAAGAGGUAUAUUGGAAAAAGAAAAAAAGCAGUGAAGAAAGAACACAUAAAGCCAACAAGAAAAAGAAGCACAAGAAACACAGCAAGAAGAAGAAGAAGAAGGCGGCCGCCUCAAGCUCAGAUUCAGACUAACACUUGUUUUCGAAGUGAAAGAUAUCUGAACUCAGUAUGUGCAAUGACAUAUUUCAGACUGUGAACACACACGGCAUGCUUUUUUUUAACCAUAGCUAAACUGAAGCUAGAUCUACAUUGGGUUAUUUAUAAGACUGAUGUGCUCAUCGGUGAUUUAGAAGUUCUUUUUAGGGACUGUUUCAGGAGAAGGGGCUGUAACCUAUAUGCAAGGACUGGAGCGGAAAUAAUCACAUCAUUUCACUGAAAGAGAUUCCAACAACUCACAUGGUAUUUUGAAUUAGAAUAGAGAAAAUGGACAAAAUUACACCGAUCUCAAUAUAUUAUUUUAUUACGUUUAUUUCCUUAUGCAAUACAGCAUUGCACACAUUCAUUCCAUUUACAUUCAUGAUAGGGAGCUGCUACAUGGCUAUAAUAAAUGACUUAAUAGCAAUUAGCGGAAAAACACUAUUGUGAUCACCCUUAGGGCAGAGACACACUUGGAGAUUUAGUUGCCCCGGGCGACAAAUUGCCUCUUCUUCGGGCGACUAAUCUCCUCAAACUGCCUUCCUGCCGGCUAGAAUCUAAAUCAGCGGCGGUAUGGCACUCAGCGCUUCUUUUUACAAAACCUCGGAAAAUGAAGAGCUCAGAGCGCCAUCCCGCCAGCGAUUCAGAUUUUAGCCGGCGGAAGAGCAGUUUGGGGAGAUAAGUCACCCGAAGAAUAGGCGAAUUGUUGCCGGGCGACGAAUCUCCACGUGUGUCUCUGCCCUUACUGCUGUUCCGUUUUAGUAAAACAAGGCUACUUCUAUACAGACAUAUGUUAAGUAAGGAAUAAUGUGCUCUGCAUGCAUUGAUAGCUAGUUUGCACUGAUACAACACUACUAAAGCUCAGUUGCAUCAGUUUUGUCAGAGCCCUGGCAAGUGCUACACAGAUAAGCCUUUGCCUGUGUUCCGUCAGAGCCUGUGCCAUGAGAAACCAGAGCAGAGUUUGUGUGUAUCAGCCCAAGGCAAUCCCUUAAUGAGCUGGCACUUAAUGACAAGAGGUAUAAAUAAAACUUUUGAAUUGGA
Molecule: messenger RNA, 1917 nt
Organism: Xenopus laevis (African clawed frog)
Lineage: Eukaryota; Metazoa; Chordata; Amphibia; Anura; Pipidae
Gene: fam133b.S
Product: family with sequence similarity 133 member B S homeolog
Exons: 11
Coding region: 151-873 (240 amino acids)
Source: RefSeq, a predicted model, not a curated record